Messenger RNA from Polypterus senegalus (gray bichir), 1217 nucleotides. Its product is annotated as hyphal wall protein 2-like. NCBI's taxonomy places the organism in Eukaryota, Metazoa, Chordata, Cladistia, Polypteriformes, Polypteridae. Bases 195 to 1217 code for a protein of 340 amino acids. The transcript is spliced from 2 exons. The record is from RefSeq and is a predicted model, not a curated record.
CAUCAAUUCCCACUGUUACAAAGCAUGAGACAUCAGGCCCUUCAACAAUAGAAUUAUCUACUGUGUCCUCUGAACAAACUUCUGAGGCUUCCUCCAACACAGUCAGCAGCAUCUCACCAUUCAUUUCAAGAUCUACUGCAAACCCAAAGCUCAAAACCACACAAACUACUGAGGAAACGUCAGAAUCUACAGGGAUGCCACAUUCCACACAUAAUGUUUUGACAGGGACUACAGAAAAUAAUUUAUCAACAGCAGAAACUAAAACUUUGUCUAGUUCCCAUUUACCCAGCCUAUCUGCUUCCACAAUAACUGAAACAACGAUGUAUAAUACAGAAGAACCAAAAAAUUCAUCAUCUCAUGCUCAGACAACAAACACAGUAACAGAAAUGGAACCUUCAUCUACCAACAAUGAACAUUCAACUUCACCGAAUACUGAAUCCACCAUUGAAUCUCUUUCCACCGCUGAAAGCACAUAUUCCACAUUGAAGUCGCAAACGUCAUCAAUUCCCACUGUUACAAAGCAUGAGACAUCAGGCCCUUCAACAAUAGAAUUAUCUACUGUGUCCUCUGAACAAACUUCUGAGGCUUCCUCCAACACAGUCAGCAGCAUCUCACCAUUCAUUUCAAGAUCUACUGCAAACCCAAAGCUCAAAACCACACAAACUACAGAGGCAACGUCAGAAACUACAGGGAUGCCACAUUCCACACAUAAUGUUUUGACAGGGACUACAGAAAAUAAUUUAUCAACAGCAGAAACUAAAACUUUGUCUAGUUCCCAUUUACCCAGCCUAUCUGCUUCCACAAUAACUGAAACAACGAUGUAUAAUACAGAAGAACCAAAAAAUUCAUCAUCUCAUGCUCAGACAACAAACACAGUAACAGAAAUGGAACCUUCAUCUACCAACAAUGAACAUUCAACUUCACCGAAAACUGAAUCCACCAUUGAAUCUCUUUCCACCGCUGAAAGCACAUAUUCCACAUUGAAGUCGCAAACGUCAUCAAUUCCCACUGUUACAAAGCAUGAGACAUCAGGCCCUUCAACAAUAGAAUUAUCUACUGUGUCCUCUGAACAAACUUCUGAGGCUUCCUCCAACACAGUCAGCAGCAUCUCACCAUUCAUUUCAAGAUCUACUGCAAACCCAAAGCUCAAAACCACACAAACUACUGAGGAAAUGUCAGAAACUACAGGAUGCCACAUUCCACACAUAAUGUUUUGA